Mesorhabditis belari is the source of this 3036-nucleotide messenger RNA. Lineage: Eukaryota; Metazoa; Nematoda; Chromadorea; Rhabditida; Rhabditidae. The record is from the annotation of a GenBank genome assembly.
AUGCGAAUCGACUGCAUCGAGCGGCGCUUUGCCGUCCUUUUCUCCGAAUAUGCGAGUAUUGUGGUGCGAUGGCCAUUGUUCUUUGUGCUCAUUCCCAUGAUGGUGACAGCCGCUCUGAGCACUGGGCUACUUCGACACAAACAGGCUUUUAUGAAAGACGAACUCGAAUUGUAUACACCAACCGAUGCAAAGGCUCGAGACGAGCUUGCUCAACUCGAUCAACUUUUUCACAUCAACGACUCGGAUCCCUUUUAUGCGACGCGAAGAUAUGAUAUCAAACGAGCUGGUUACAUUAUUGUGACACAUCGAGAAGAGGAUCAUGAUAUACUCAAUCCACUCGUCAUGCAUGCUGCUAUGCAAUUAUGGUCGAUCGUGCAAGCAAUGACUGUUCAAGAUGGGCCAUCAAGAAGAAUCAAUUACCCUUCGAUUUGUGUCAAAUUUCCAAUGCCACCUGAAUUCGGUCGAGCUAUUCAUGCCCUUUUUUCACCAAACAUGACAACACCUGAUGAGAUUUGUGUCUCGAAUCCGCUAGUCGAAAUAUUCAAACUGGUACUGGUGUCGGAUCGAUCUUUUCUAAAUAGAUCAAUCGAUGAGAUUACUCUGGGUCAAAUCGGGGAUGCGGUCCAGUUGGACGCAACCGGGAUGACCCAUCUUCUUGGCGGAGUCACUCUCGACAGUCAGAAAAGGAUUGCUGGUGCUAAAGCGAUGAUGUUACCAUAUGCCUUGAGACAUUCUUCACAAGACGAAGAUCGAGUCGCCGAGCAAUGGGAACUCCAAUUGGCCGAAUUCUUAGCUAAAUACGAUUCACCAAUUAUUCGAACUGCUUGGUGGACGUACGAAACGUUGGCGAGUGAGAGUGCAAGAGACAGACAUCAACUCAUCAACAUGUUGCUGCCUUGCUUUUUUGCCGUUUCAAUCUACACGAUUCUCACUUGUUGCGUUUUUUCGUGGAGAAGAAGUCGGCCAUGGCUUGCGAUUGGUGGCGUAAUUUCGGCAGCAAUGGCUAUCGCUUCUGGAGUCGGCUUGAUGUUAUUGUUGGGUUUUGGAAUGACGAGUGUCGCCUACAGUAUGCCAUUCAUUGUCUUUUCGGUCGGUGUGGACAAUGUGUUUAUUCUUUUAUCGGCAUGGAGAGCCACUCCGACGCAUGAAAAUCUCGAGCAUCGUCUUCGAGAGACUUUCGCCGAGGCGGCCGUUUCAAUCACCGUCACUUCUCUCACCGAUUUGAUUUCUUUUGCCGUCGGCUGUGCCACCGAAUUCCCCAGUGUCAAGAUGUUUUGCAUGUACGCUGUGGUGGCUGUGAUUUUCACUUACAUCUAUCAGUUGACGUUUUUUGCAGGCAUAAUGGUGUUCACUUGUCGUCGAGAAAUCUCCAAUCGAAACUGUUUAACUUUCAUGAAAAUGAAAGACAAAGUCGAGGAAAGACUUGAUCGAAAACUUCAACAAUUCAGUGCCGGUCAUUGGGCUUCCCAUCAACCACAAGAUCGAUCUUUCGAGAAAAAUCACAUUCUCGCACGUUUCUUCAAAACCCAUUACUCUGAUUUCCUCUUGAAUCCGGUGGUUCGAAUUAUUAUUCUGAGCUUAUUCAUGGGCUAUUUGGGUAUUGCCACUUAUGGAUGCACAAAUGUAAAAUUGGGACUUGAACCGAAUGAUCUUUUACCCGAUAAUUCUUAUGGAAAAAGAACUCUUCGAAUCGCUGAAAAGUACUUUGCAGAUUAUGGUAGCAAUCUUCACGUUUGGAUGUACAACUUGUCGGCAACGGACACUGGAGGGAGAAGGAUUUGGGUGGUGCUUGACAAAGAGAUUGAACUAUAUGAACACACCGAGUUCACUGGAGGCAGCGAUUCUUGGCUCCGAACUUUCUUUGCCUUCAUCAAACAAGCCGGUCUUCUGAUUACUCCUGAGAAUUUCGUUUAUAUUCUCAAAAAUGUUUUCCUCUCACAACCACAAUUUGCAAAAUAUAAUCGGGAUGUGGUUUUUGAUCAAACUGGGACAUCACUUGAUGCUUCUCGAGUUCCUGUACAUCUACGACAAGUGGGAUCAGCAAAUCAAUCAAAAGCGAUGCAUUUGUUUCGACGAUUGGCUGAAACUAGUCAACUUUCCACCGGAGUUUACGCGGAUUUCUUUCAAUUUGCCGAGCAGUAUAAUGCUGUCCUACCAGGAACACUGUCAUCGAUUGCCUAUGCGGGAAUCGCCGUCGUCGCCGUUUCACUUCUUUUAAUCCCGGAACCGAUUGCUAGUCUUUGGGUAUGCUUCUCGAUCGUUUCGAUCAACGUCGGCAUUCUCGGCUUUAUGACUUUUUGGUCAGUGCGUCUCGAUUUCAUCUCGAUGGUCACAAUUGUCAUGAGCAUCGGCUUUUGUGUCGAUUUUGCUGCUCAUCUUGCCUACAACUAUGCAAAGGGAGAGGGAUUAACAGCUGAUGAGAGAAUGAGAAACGCGCUCUAUGCGGUUGGUGCACCGAUCCUUCAAUCAGCCACCUCGACAAUUCUUGGCGUCUCUUUCAUGGCCACUGCUGAAUCUUAUGUCUUUAGAUCAUUCCUUAAGACGAUAAUCUUGGUAAUCACAUUGGGUGCCCUGCAUGGGCUUGUCAUUUUGCCCGUUUUACUUACUCUUUUUCAUUGUGGGCGAAGUGAUGAUGAAAAAUCGGAGCAAGUCUCGACGAGUGAAUACGAUAAACCGCCAUCAUAUCGAGAAAGAAGAGACUCGCAUCAACUAGCAGAAGCACGACUCAAUGCACAGUACUCAUUGCAAGCGAAAGAUGUACAGAUUAAAUAUCUCAGCAAUCCGGAUCUUUUCAUACAGUCAAUGAGCGCAAUCUACUCGACUCCAUCUGAGUACGCCGAAACGGACAUCGUGAUUCCUGAAACGAGAUCACUUGGCACUGAUCCGAAGCCUAUCGGAGAUUUGCCAAUGUUGGCUCUCGAUCCAGUGAGAGGUCACGGAAUUUUCCCGCAUCGAGCCAAAUUGGUGCCACGUCAUACGCGAUCAAGAGACAAUUUGCACCAAGAUCCCGCCACUUUUCAUGUCUCUCAUCACAAA